Sphenostylis stenocarpa is the source of this 483-nucleotide messenger RNA. NCBI's taxonomy places the organism in Eukaryota, Viridiplantae, Streptophyta, Magnoliopsida, Fabales, Fabaceae. The record is from the annotation of a GenBank genome assembly.
AUGGCUCAGAAAACCGAGAACGAAGAAACCGACUUCAAGGUUCCCGAAACGAUUACUCUCUGCGUUAACAACUGCGGCGUCACCGGGAACCCCGCCACCAACAACAUGUGCCAGAAGUGCUUCACCGCCUUCACCGCCUCCACCGCCACAACCUCCGGUGCCAUCUCCUCUCCUUCUGCCAGAUCCGCUCUCUCCGCGCGUCCUCAGAAGAGAUCCUUCCCCGAAGAGCCUUCCUCAACGCCGGAUCCUCCCUCCUCCGACCAAAACACGCCUUCCGAGGCCAAACGCGUCGUUAACCGCUGCUCCGGCUGCCGGCGGAAGGUCGGACUCACCGGAUUCCGUUGCCGGUGCGGUGAACUCUUCUGCGCCGAACAUCGGUAUUCCGACCGCCACGACUGUAGCUACGACUACAAAGCCGCCGGUAGAGAAGCCAUCGCCAGGGAGAAUCCGGUGGUCAGAGCCGCGAAGAUCGUCAAAGUCUGA